GGCUUUGGUCAGGGUGCUCUGAAGCUCCUGCAUGUCACCUCAUCCUCUACUCUGACCCUUUUUGAUGACAAAGACACCUCGGCUUAAUAAAGAAACUGCCUCAUGCAUCAAGCGGAAAGGAGGUUCUGGGAUCACGCUGGAGUUUUUUCUCUGGAGGACAAUACAGCUCCAACUCUUCCUGCUGUCCCAGAGCAGAGCUGGAUGGGACUGAGCUGGUGGAGGCGAUUGGGGAGUCAACGCCCAGCUUCCAUUGUCCUCCUCCUGAGCUGAGCAGGGCUGUGGCCCACACCGGAAGAGUCCCUUCCUUAGAGUACAAACUGCUCCACAAAUACUCCACAGACCUUCCCAGCAAUCACCUCCAAUCACAUGCCUCCAAGAACUCCUUCCUUCCUUCGGAGCAGUUGGAGCCACUGGAAGUUGUACACCAGCAACACUGCAAUCAUUAUGCUCAGUGCACAACACAUCAGCAUGCGGCAGCCAGCUGCAUGUUCAACCUCGGCUUCAUAUUCAUGGUGAACGACUCCCAGGAGCUGUCUGUAAUCUUUGUGCCUCUUGUUCUCCCUGAGCGAACACCCAUGGGGGAGGAGGUGUGCACUGAACCUCGGCCACGUCUCUGUGUGAUCCAGCGGGGCCCGAACGGAUAUGGCUUCAACCUGCACAGCGAGCGGGCGCGGCCGGGCCAGUACAUCAGAGCUGUGGAUGAAGAUUCUCCUGCUGAGAGGGCUGGCCUCCAGCCACAGGACAGGAUAGUGCAGGUGAACGGCGUGUCCGUGGAGGGGAAGGCACAUUCAGAUGUGGUUGCUGCCAUUAAAGCGGGUGGUCGUGAGACCCGGCUGCUGGUGGUGGAUCCCGACGCAGACGCCUUCUUCAAGAAGUGCAAAGUGAGGCCCACCUCAGAGCACCUAACCGGUCCACUCCCUGAGCCUGUGGUUAAUGGACAAACGGAGGAGAAGGUGAACGGCAGAGUGACCAAUAACGCAGAAAGAGAUUCAAAGUUGUCAAUCAGCCCCUCUCCUUCAAGUGCUUCGUCCAACACGUCCCUCACAACCCCGACUGCAAACACUCCUCCUGAGGGUUUGAUCGCAAACACCAUUCCAGCUCUCAACCUCACCUUGCAGCAGGUCAAAGAGCUCGCGCACCAGAAGCGCUCGAACAAAAGAGCUCCGCCCAUGGACUGGACCAAGAAAAACGAGCUCUUUAGCAACCUAUAGGGACAUCUGUCUUCACCUGACCCCCCUGAAAACCCAGCUGUUUUAUUUUAAACAUUUCUUGUGACAUUUUUUUAUGACUUUGUUCAAUUAUUACCAUUACUAGUUCAUAUAUAAAUAUAACCAUGACAUGAUACUGUAAACAUAUAAUGUGCUACUAACCAUAAGAAUUCUCAUGCCAAUGAAAAAGAACCAGACAGUGUGAACGGGUUUCUUUUUCCAAAUAUGUAUGUAUUACUGCUGAGUUUGGCGCCCGUGAUAAAAAACUCAAAUGACACGACUGUCAUGCUGAGUUUUAUGAUCUCUGUUCAUUGUUUUGCUUUUAAAAAGGACGUUUUUAGAACUCAAAAAAUCUAGAAAAAGGAUGAGUUUCAUUCACUUUUAUGUCUUAUAUUUUGUUUUAGUUUUUUUAAUCUUUUAUUGUUUUUUACUUUUUAAGAGCCUUUUUGGUGCUGAUCUACCUGGCAUAAAUAAAUAUAUAUAUAAAUAUAUAUAUAAAAAAGGAAAAUGUAUUUUUCAGAAAACCCUUUCUAAUAUAAAAAUCCUGUUUCUCAAAACAAUUGCUGAUGCUUCAAACUGGAAAACUAUAUAUUUUAAAGUGCAUUUUAGGCAUCUCUCUCUCUAUAUAUAUAUACAUGAUGUUCAGUGUAUAUUUUUACUCUUGACUGAUCCAUAUGAACCGCAGAGUGUCAAGGGAAACGUGCAUCUCUCAGCAAUAUCAGCUUUACCCUUGCUGUAAUAGUGCACAGCUGCUCAGUUCACAAGUUUUACUGUUGUUGUUUUUUUGGUUUGUUUGUUUUAUUGCCACAGCAAAUGCAAGACAGUGUUUAAUACAAUAAAAGCUAUAAUUAUCUAUCUUUUAGAUCCUGUUUAGCUUUAGAUUAUUAUCCUCAUACUAGCGUCGGGACAGGGAGAAGGUUUUAAAGCCAAAGGGUAAACUAGGAGAAAGUUAUUUUGCAGUUUGCAAAAAAGUUGUUAUGUUGCAAUUAAUCCUUUAUGAAAACUUGAUCAUACUGAUGAUUAAUUAAAAAUAUUCUUCAGUGC
Molecule: messenger RNA, 2252 nt
Organism: Oryzias latipes (Japanese medaka)
Lineage: Eukaryota; Metazoa; Chordata; Actinopteri; Beloniformes; Adrianichthyidae
Source: RefSeq, a predicted model, not a curated record